AUGGUAAACGAGACGGCAGCGGACAACCCACUGCAGAACGAAUGGGUUCUUUGGGAGCACAAGGCUGCUGGGGCAGGCAACAAAAACCCGAAUCAAUGGAAAGAAAACAUGCAAGCCCUCUGCAGCUUUCGAACCGUAGAAGACUUCUGGCAGUACUUCAACCACAUACCCAAACCUUCCCAAGUGUUUUUCGACGGCGAGUGCCGCAAAAAGGUCGGGCCGGAGGGGAAGACGAUUGAAGAGUAUUCACUGUUCAAAGAAGGGAUUGAACCGGAAUGGGGCGACCCGAAGAAUGUGAUCGGCGGAGAAUUCUUUUGCCGUGCCUAUUUCGAAGCGGAUAUUCUCGAUCUAUACUGGCAAAACCUCGUAUUCGCACUGGUGGGCGAAACGAUUGAAGAUGCGCUAGGAGGGAAGCAAGAUUGCGUUAACGGAGUCCGCGUUGUCGAUAAGUCCCGGGGAUAUCCCAUGUUUAAGUUGGAGCUUUGGGUGAAUACACGGGAUCCGAUACUGAAAGAAAAGAUGAAGGAUUUGCUGCUGGACCUCAUGACCGAAGGCCAACCGGCGUCCAUUAAAGGACGCCCGAAGUUUGAAUGGAAGGACCACUCGUCGUAAGCCAUCUGGUGAUCCACAAACUGCCCUUUCGUGUCUCGGCAAAAGAUAUGUCUCGAGAGUGCAAGUACCGUGAAACCCAGACAUUUCAAUGUUGCAAGCUUCGCUCCAUCUAAAUUGCCCAACACACAACACGCACAAA
Messenger RNA from Phaeodactylum tricornutum CCAP 1055/1, 751 nucleotides. RefSeq lists its product with no specific name. Gene Ontology annotation, cellular component: eukaryotic translation initiation factor 4F complex. The transcript is spliced from 2 exons. Lineage: Eukaryota; Bacillariophyta; Bacillariophyceae; Surirellales; Neidiaceae. Gene Ontology annotation, molecular function: RNA 7-methylguanosine cap binding; translation initiation factor activity. Gene Ontology annotation, biological process: translational initiation. The record is from RefSeq and is a predicted model, not a curated record. The coding region runs from base 1 to 612 and encodes 203 amino acids.